Micropterus dolomieu (smallmouth bass) is the source of this 1356-nucleotide messenger RNA. RefSeq names its product ubiquitin protein ligase E3 component n-recognin 7 (gene ubr7). The record is from RefSeq and is a predicted model, not a curated record. Bases 39 to 1172 code for a protein of 377 amino acids. Gene Ontology annotation, cellular component: cytoplasm. The transcript has 11 exons. Gene Ontology annotation, molecular function: zinc ion binding; ubiquitin protein ligase activity. Lineage: Eukaryota; Metazoa; Chordata; Actinopteri; Centrarchiformes; Centrarchidae.
CAGACUUCGUGUCCUGUACUGGUUUGUAGUCUCUGAGGAUGUCGGAGGAGCCCACGGUGUCUCUGGUUGAUGUUCUGGAGGAAGAUGAAGAGUUGGAGGAAGAAGCUUCAGCCGUGUUGGCAGGAAGUGACUCUGACCACUGCUCCUAUCCUCAGGGCUACGUGAAGCGGCAGGCUCUGUACGCCUGCAGCACCUGCACACCGAAGGGCGGCGAGGCAGCAGGAGUGUGCUUGGCCUGUUCAUACAAAUGUCACGAAGGUCACGACCUCUUCGAACUCUACACCAAGAGGAACUUCCGCUGUGACUGUGGAAAUGGGAAGUUCACAGAUCUGCAGUGUAAACUCUACCCUGAGAAGGAGGAGGUCAACAGUCUGAACAAAUACAGUCAUAACUUCUUUGGAGUGUAUUGUACUUGCAGCCGGCCUUACCCAGACCCAGACGACCAGGUGGAGGAUGAGAUGAUUCAGUGUGUGAUAUGUGAGGACUGGCUGCAUGGCAGGCACCUGGGCUGUGGGGUUCCAGACUGUGUGGAGCUGCAGGAGAUGAUCUGUGAGUCCUGUAUGAACAGAAACCCUUUCCUCUGGACCUACGCCGCUCACCUGGCAGUUCCGGGUGCAGCAGUGCAGGUGAAGGAGGAAACGGGAGCCGACGAGUCAAACGCAAACCCUUCUAACAAAGAAGAAAAGGGUGAUGAUGUCAUCCAGCCCAGCUGUAAGCGGAGCCGUGAGGAGGAGGAGCCAAGCUGCAGGCUGAAGGAGCUGCAGGUCAUUGGUCAGAAAAGACUCCAAUCGGGAGCCGUGUUCUGGCCGUCAGGGUGGCGCUCCAAACUCUGCUCCUGCAACACCUGCCAGGAGCGUCUCUCUGGAGCCAGUCUCUCCUUCCUGUUGGACGAGUCGGACACCGUCCUCGCCUACGAGAACAAAGGAAAGAGCAGCGAGCAGAGACAGCAAGGACACGACCCUCUGAUGUCAGCGCUGGACAACCUGAACCGAGUGCAGCAGCUGGAGAUCAUUCACGGAUACAACGACAUGAAAACGGAACUGAAGGACUUCCUGCAGACGUUCGCAGCAGAGGGGAAGGUUGUGACUCCUGAUGACAUCCGUCAGUUCUUCGAGCAGCAGAAGAGUCGAAAGAGACGACGAGACGACGCCAGGCCCUUCUACUGCACCUGAUGACCUUUGAUCUGCCACGACCUCGGAAUGACCUUUGACUUUUCUGCCCGGGAUGAUCCAUCUGUAUCUCCUUCCUGUUUUUAUCUGCUGUGUUUUAAAGCGCUCCCGUGUUCAGUGGUUCAGAGCUCGCCAUCGUUAACGUGUUUCCUUUGUAAUGAAAACUAAUAAAGCUGAAUCAGCAACA